UUGCACUUAUUUUUACAUAUCCAGAUCAGUGUCAACGGUCCUUCUGAAACCGCCUUAGUUAGGGGACUCACAAAACCCAUUGAUCAGCACUUUGUUAUCCGUUGUCUACGAAAAUCAGCCGCCUACCACUCUCUGCAGCUUAAUCGAUCUCAAGUUGAAUCUGAAUCUCCAAAACAUUCUCACUGUUGUCAAGCUGUUGAAAUUGGUGAUGGCUCUGUUACCCCAACUUCACCUCUGGCAGACGUCGGUGGCUCGCCGAAGGGAAAUGAAGUUGAGGCAGUUCUUUCAGACUGCCAGGCUCCCUCCCGGAUAAACUUUUCACGCCUUGGACACCAGCUCUCUUUGCGAUUUACUGCACUUGCUGGCCGAUUGUCACGACGCAAUUUUAACUUCGAUCCUGAUCAGUUCUCAACUUUUGGGGUCUUACCUAAAGUUGGAAAGAUGAGUGGCUCAACUCGCUGCCGUAAAGCUGUAGAUCGACGUCUCCGAAGACUUAAUACCGACGGACAAGUAGCCGGUACUAGUCGACUAGCGGUUUUCCUUGUUGCCGAUGCCGGUGAUCAUGCGGGGAUGGGCAAAUCUGAGACCAUCUUGAAGACGGCUAUACAGUCUACUCCUGGUAAGGAGAACUCGAUAAGUGUCGAUGUGAGAAAUUCGAACCGGCAUAAUAAAGUCGAUAAUGUGACUCAAUCGGCUCCAGCCGUUUCCCUUGAAUCGGACAAUAGCUGCCGAGGAACGCAAUCGAUCUUCUUUCUGCAUCCAAUAGCCUCUCCUAGAUCCUUAGUCGUAUCUUCUUCACUCCACUCCCUAGAUUCCCCAAACUGCUCGGCAGCUUCCGCUUACCCACAUCAAUCUAACAAAUCGCAUUUUUCUAUUGCCCUACCGCAGAAGGCAGCUUCUCGGCUACCUAAGUUUCACACUGCUCGGCGCCUGAAGAGCAUCCUUCUUUUCCGAAACAAAUCGUCUCUUUCAUCUUUACCCUUAUCUGGCUCUUCAUGCUCUUCAUCUAGUGCUAAAACCACCACUACUCUGGCCUUUGGCUGCAAGAGAGCCGGUUGUCGAAAGUAG
Protopolystoma xenopodis is the source of this 1068-nucleotide messenger RNA. NCBI's taxonomy places the organism in Eukaryota, Metazoa, Platyhelminthes, Monogenea, Polystomatidea, Polystomatidae. The record is from the annotation of a GenBank genome assembly.